Messenger RNA from Dunckerocampus dactyliophorus (ringed pipefish), 3834 nucleotides. It is a transcript of the gene dpy19l3, whose product is annotated as dpy-19 like C-mannosyltransferase 3. NCBI's taxonomy places the organism in Eukaryota, Metazoa, Chordata, Actinopteri, Syngnathiformes, Syngnathidae. Gene Ontology annotation, cellular component: nuclear inner membrane. The transcript is spliced from 17 exons. Gene Ontology annotation, molecular function: mannosyltransferase activity. The coding region runs from base 345 to 2576 and encodes 743 amino acids. The record is from RefSeq and is a predicted model, not a curated record.
UAAAGAAGGUUUUAGGGUAAUGAGCGGCAUGUGCUAACGAGGUUGAUUGUGUUUGACCUUGAAUGAAAGGGAGGAUUAGGCGUCUCAUCGGAGCUGUUGAUGCGGCGCCAAGGCUUGUUUUGCCGCGGGUGCGCUGGAAGGAAGGAAGGAAGGAAGGGAGCGUUUGUGCUGCCAAGGCAUUGGAGCGUGGAAAAAGCUAAAUGAUUUGGAGCUCCUUCAAGAAAAGAAAGACACUGCUGUGAUGGAUUUGGAUCAGUCCUACUACUGGACCCGGGUGGCUCGCUGCUGAUCUUGCUGGAUUGGAGUCAUGAAGAGUUAACUGAUACUCUGUGUGCUGUUUGAACAUGGAUCUGCGAAAGCGAGCCAGGAUCAGAGAGUCGCAACAAGGUGCUCGUAGUGAGACCGUAUUUGGGGCGGCCGGGUGCGAUGCCCUGCGUCAGGGCCGUGCUGACGCCGCCUCCUUGCUCAGAGGAUCCGCCGUUGCUUCCGGCUCACGCCCGACACCCUGCUGGCCGUGGCGACGGUGUGUUUCCGUGGCAACGGGGCUGUCGUUGGCCGGGCUGCUCGCUGUGACUCACGCCUGCUGUGUCAACACCUUACAUGAAAACCUGCUCUGGUUUGAUCACCUCACGGAUGUGGAGCGGGAGAUCUCUUUUCGGACCGAGUGUGGACUCUACUAUUCCUACUACAAGCAAAUGCUGCAAGCCCCCUCCAUACUGGAAGGAGUGUCUGAGCUGAUCUACGACAACUUGACCGAAUCCAAGCGGACCAUCAAUCUCCUGCACAGGAUGAACAUCUACCAGGAACUCUUCCUCAGUGUGCUCUACCGGCUGCUGCCCAUACAGUCCUAUCUGGAGCCGGUGUAUUUCUACAUUUACACCGUCUUCUCACUGCAAGCCGUCUACGUGAUGGCACUGUACCUCACGGCGUGGCUCCUGGCGGGCUCCUGGCACGCUGGCGCACUCACUGGCAUCUGGUACAUCCUAAACAGGGUGGACACCACGCGUGUGGAGUUCACCAUCUCGCUGAGAGAGAACUGGUCUUUGCCCUUCCUGGCGCUGCAGGUGGCUGCCAUCACCUGCUACCUGAGACCCGGGCUGAGCGCUGUGCAGCAGAAGGUGAUGGUGUGGUUGAUGUACGUCAGCACCUUCUGCUUCAGUCUGACCUGGCAGUUCAACCAGUUCAUCCUUCUGGUCCAGGCCCUCAUCGUUUACACGCUGGACUGUGUAGAUCUGCUGACCACCACACAGGUGAUCACGUUGUACCUGGUCCAGGUCAGCAGUCUGCUGAGUGUGUGGCUGCUCCAGUUCUUUAACACUAUGAUCCUGGGCUCGCUGGUGCUCAGCUUCAUCGUGGCGGCGCUGCUGGUGCGACACUUCCAACGCACUUUGAAGACAGGAAGCCUGCUGGUCCGUGUGGCCAAACUCAUUAUCCACAGCACCAGCGUUCUUCUGCUCACCAUCUCCUUCAACGUCCUGACCAAGAAAGUGCUGCAGCUGCGAUCAGACGAGCAUAUCUUCAAAUUCAUCAAGUCAAAGUUUGCCUGGGGGCGGACGAGGGACUUUGAUGCCAAUUUGUAUCUGUGUGAGGAAGCCUUCGGCCCGCUGCCCUUGGACACGCUGAAGCGUUUUGGCGGCACCCUGUUGCUCUACCCUUACACCCUCACGAUGCUCAUCCUACUUGGCACGCUGGCAGCCACCGCCCUGCGUAACCUCAGGCCUUCCCCAAGCAGGCCACAAGGAGGCGCUGCUGAGAGGACGGCGGCCGCAGAGGGUCAGACGGUGGCGUUUCGUCCAGAUGUAGCGUACAACGUGCUGCACACGCUCUUCUACGGCCUGCUGGCCUUCAGCACCAUGAGGAUGAAGUACAUAUGGACGGGUCACAUGUGUGCCGUGGCGGCUUACGGCGUGUGCGGGACGGAGGCGUGGUCUCUGCUUCUUCACGCCAUACGAUGCAACGGCAAAGUUGUGGUCAGACUUGUCAGGUAUGGCGUACCCCUAACCAUCAUGGCCUUCCUCUAUUACAAGUUCUGGCCCAAGAUGUUGGAGGAGCUGUCAGACUUGAGAGAGUUCUAUGAUCCUGACACUGUGGAGCUCAUGACAUGGAUUCGCACAAAUACGCGUGAGCGUGCGGUGCUGGCAGGAAGCAUGCAGCUGCUGGCCGCCAUCAAGCUGUGCACGGGAAGAAUCAUCACCAACCACCCUCACUACGAAGACAAACACCUGCGAGACAGGACCCGGCAGGUGUACCAGGUGUACGCUCGUCGCUCCCCGGAGGAUGUGUACGCCAUCUUGAAGGCGGUGGGUGCGGAGUACGUGGUGUUGGAGAACAGCAUCUGCUACGAGCGCCGGCACCAGCGAGGCUGCCGCCUGCGUGACCUGCUGGACCUCGCUAACGGACACAUCAUGGACGGACCAGGGGACAACGAAGCCGACCUGGUCGCCGCCUCCCACCCGAGGUUUUGCGACGCGAUCAAGACGGACUCGCCGGCGUACGGCGCCUUGUUCAAAAGAACCUUCCAGAACAAAACGUUCCACGUGUACCGACUCAGGAAGAAAGUCAAGAAGCCCUCGUGAAAGAAGGCGGACAAAGAGACGAGCUCUGUCUCGGAUAGGUUUAAGACGCUUUUACUUUUCAAACCUUUGUCAUCGCCGCCGGCACCUUUGUUUGCACCAUCGUCACCUGAAGGACACGUUUGCUUCCAGCAAGACCCCAACAAUUCUUACCUUAGCAAUGCAGGAAGUUCUUGGAGGAUGCCUGCCGGGAUUCGUCGUGGUCGUUGACAUUUCCAUUUGAGUUGGUCGACGCUGCAAGGAAACAAGUUUUUGUUUGUGCCAGUUGAAUAAAAAGCACAUCGACGUGUCAUCGUGUUGCAGAAAUGCCGUCUUUGGCUGUACCUAAUAUAGUGUAAGUGUAAGUGUACCUAAUAUUUGGCUGUGGGCAUACACCAAAUAGCAUGUGUACCUAAUAAUUUGGGCGCCAAGUGGAGCUAAUACAGUUCCAUGAUAGUUGCGUACACACUGUAUAUACUGUAGACGUAUACAGACAUCUUUUUUUUAAACAAUGAAUUCACAACGAUGGCUGUUUUGUGGUUGACUCUGGCCUGUUAUUAGUGAAAGAAUAUUGCAAGGCAAGUUCCAAGUUAUAUGUAGAAUUGUGGUGACUGGGCACGAGCAAUGUUAUUAGCGUUACGCAAUCCGUACCGGAAACGCAAUCGAUUCUACACGUGCAGAGCGUGUCUACAUUCUUCCGUCAUAUCCAUUGGCAAGUCCAGAAAUUAUAAGCCCUCUUUCCUUGGGUCCAUAAGUUAACCCAUCAUUGCACUCAUCUUAUGGUUGUUUACAUUCAAACAUCACUGCACUGUAUGGGUUUUAUUGCUUUACGUACACGAAACCGGAUAUGACGUGUAUGUCUGCGACACGUGCCUGCAUACGCUUUUAUGUCGCUCCGUGUUGGUGAAUAAAGACGAUAGAAGCAUCCGCAUGAUAACGAAGUAUUUUAAUAAGUCACUAUAAAAUAACCCCCAAUAUACUACACAUAUGAAGUAUGGUUAUUGGCCAUUCAUGUUCAUACAUUUGUAAAAAAAAAAAAAAAAAAAAAAGCACAGCACGUGACGUCGAAUAUGUUUUUUUUUCUUUUUUUUUCUUAAAAUAUUUUAAACCAAAAAAUUCACAAUGUACAUUUUUUUUCAAUCAACUUUAAUGCCUUACAAAUUACACUAACAGUGCAUCAAACCAUGGGCAUAAAAAAAAAACAGUUGGAUAACAAAAACACAUCAAAUAAAUCAUACAGAAAUCGAGAUUAAAGAAAUAAAAACGUACCAGAAAAGUGAUA